AUGCUUUCCUUAUUACUUAUUAUCAUUCCAUUAUUAAGUCAAUAUCAAGUAUUUUCCUCACCCGUUCUUCUUUGGAGCAAUUCAGAUCUUCCUCGAUCGACUGUACCUCUUUCAACAUAUGCUUCUCUUGAUGUCAUUUCAAACUAUAUUUGUAAAAUUAACAGUAAAAAAAUCCAAAUUAAUUUACUUUUUGUUGAACAACUGACUAAUGAAGAUAUUCAGAGAGGCUUACAAAGCAAACAUCCAAUUUUACUUGAUGCCAAAAACGAGAAAAGUCAAUUUCGUUAUUUUCCUAAUGUGGCUAAGGAUAUCUAUGAAACAUUGUCAUUAAUUCCUCGAUCAAAUAAUAUGCAUUGUUCACACAUUCAUUUUCAAAUCACAUCAUCAAAAAUAUAUGAAAAAUUACAUGAUGCUUUAAACGCAAUGCAAGCGUCAGUUGAUAGUGGAAAAAAUUCAAAUCAAGUUGUCGUCACGGCAUUAAUUGGUGAUUCAGUUGAUCAAAGUUUGAGUCGCCGACGUCGAGAUGUUGGCGUUAAUGAUGACAAUCUUAUAAUAUCUGAAAAUAGAACAUGUAUGUUUUAUGCCGAUAAAUUAUUUUGGGAACAGGCUAAUGAACAAGACUCUUCAGCUGGGAAUUUUACACUUGAUCUAGAUAGAAGUUCAUGUACACCAUAUGAAGUAGAAUCAUCAAAUGGAAAUAUAACUUCAGUCACUCUUGAUUUAUAUUGGAAUAAUGGAAUAAAUGAUACUGUUUCAAUGACUUUAAUUGCAAAUGUAACUGACCGUUAUUGGUAUUUAGACAAAGCAAUACUAAAUGAUUCUGAAUAUCGGUAUUUUGCUUAUGGUAUGCACAGUGAAAUGGAAACACCAUUAACUUAUUCAUAUGUAUGCAAAACUGCAGUAUUUGUUAAAUAUAAUUCUGCAAUAAAAUAUGGUUUAUACGAUUUUAAAAAUAAAUUCUUUAUCACAAAUAUACAAUUUCAACCAUUUAAUGCAAAUGGAGCAUAUUUUGGUUUACCAAAUUAUUGUACAUCAUUUUUUACGAGUGGCAUAUGGAUGGGUUUAACAUCAAGUUUACUUUGUUUAGGCAUAUUAUUAUUUGGUAUUCAUCGUAUGAUGAGUAUUAAAUCGAAUGAUCGAUUUGAUGAUCCAAAAGGAAAACCGUUAAUUAUCAAAGCACAAGAAUAA
This is a messenger RNA of Rotaria sp. Silwood2, 1188 nucleotides long. The record is from the annotation of a GenBank genome assembly. NCBI's taxonomy places the organism in Eukaryota, Metazoa, Rotifera, Eurotatoria, Philodinida, Philodinidae.